AUGGGAUUUCUUGAAGACGACAAAGAAUACAUAGCCGCUAUAAAGGAGGCAAGUCAUUGGGGGACUGGUCAUUUUCUUCGAAAACUGUUUGUUAUCAUGCUUUUGUCUGGUGCUGUUAAUCGCCCUGCACAUGUUUGGGAACAAACUUGGCUCCUAUUAUCUGAUGGUGUCUUACAUACACAAAGAGCGUUGGCUGCAAAUCCAGAGUUAGUCCUCAUACAAGAAGAGUUACAAAAUUUGACUUUAAUAGAAAUUGAGAAACUGCUACAAGCAAAUAGAAGGACACUAAAGGAUUUUAGUCCUAUUCCAUAUCCGAAUGCUUAUGUUCUUGAACAGUUGGGAAACAGGCUCAUAUAUGACGAGCGUAAUUACGAUUCAGCGUCAAUGAACUCGGAAUUUGAAAAUCUGUUUGCUGCUCUUACAGAUGAGCAAAGAGGUAUUUAUGAAAAAAUUAUGCACACUGUGGAGUCUCAGAAUCCUGCCGUUUUCUUCCUUCAUGGUUAUGGUGGUACCAGAAAGACAUAUAUGUGGAGAACACUCGCAGCAGCUUUAAGAUCAAAACACGAUAUAUGUUUAACUGUUGCAACUAGCGGUAUAGCAUCAUUGUUACUUCCAGGAGGUAGAACUGCACAUUCAAAGUUUAGGAUACCGGUACCAACUAUGGACAAUUCUACUUGCAAGGUUAAAUUCAACGAUGAUGUUGCAGACAUGUUACGACAGACAAAGCUUAUAAUAUAG
Messenger RNA from Vicia villosa (hairy vetch), 738 nucleotides. RefSeq lists its product as uncharacterized. Lineage: Eukaryota; Viridiplantae; Streptophyta; Magnoliopsida; Fabales; Fabaceae. The record is from RefSeq and is a predicted model, not a curated record. Gene Ontology annotation, biological process: DNA repair; telomere maintenance. The transcript is spliced from 3 exons. The coding region runs from base 1 to 738 and encodes 245 amino acids. Gene Ontology annotation, molecular function: DNA helicase activity.